CAUUACACAUCACGCACCUUCAAGGCAUCUCCCAACAUAACCUUCUCUAUAUCUCAAAACAUAUCUAGCCUGUGACAACCAUGUUACUGUAUAUGGUCGGGUUGCUCAUCUAUCCCCUCACAAUCUUCUUUUUGCUUAACCCUGUCACAUCUCAAGUCUUUUCCGACAUCUCUUUCCAAUUUCUGGCUCAUAGACCAUCUGCCUCAAUACCUAGGUUUUAUUUGUGCAACUCUACGGGUUUUUGCUUCUCUUGACGACCACCACUACUGACUAUCUUGACACGAGAAGGGAGAUGUGACGUGACAUGCAUGC
Aspergillus brunneoviolaceus CBS 621.78 is the source of this 312-nucleotide messenger RNA. RefSeq lists its product as uncharacterized. Bases 81 to 254 code for a protein of 57 amino acids. The record is from RefSeq and is a predicted model, not a curated record. The transcript has a single exon. Lineage: Eukaryota; Fungi; Ascomycota; Eurotiomycetes; Eurotiales; Aspergillaceae.